AUGGCGCCCCACCUCAGCAAGAGGGAGCUCGACCUCUGCUUCUCGCUCUACGCCGCUGGGAAGACCCCGGUGGAGAUACGCGACCUCGUUAGUCGGACCCGUGAGUCCCUCGACGAGACUGGGCCGGAUUUGACGACCGUCCGCCGGGCCCUCCGGGGCGCCACGCACAGGCGUGGCCCAGCGGAGACUCGCGGCCGCAAGCCCGAGCUCACGGCCGUCAAGCUCCGCGCCUUGAACAACGCGCGGGUUCGUUUGAUUCGGGCGGCCAAGGGCGAGGCCGAGAUUCACCUCAAGGACGUGAUGAAGGCCGCGCGGGUCUCCGACGUCCACAAGGGCACGGCCUCCAGGCACUUCAAGCGCCUCGGGGUCACCUGGCGCGCUCCCCGCGCGGAGCCGCUCCGCGGCUCCGCGGAGGCGGAGGAGCGCGUGGCCGCGCGUUCGGGGUGGAAGCGGCUCCCGGGCAAUUAUUUCACGCACCAGGUCGAUGCCAUCAUCGACAAUAAGGUGCCCCCCAUCCCCAUGACCAAGCGGGCGAAGACGCACGCAAAGAAGAAUCGCGUUCGCGGCCACCUUCGCACCAAGGCAGAGGGGGUCCUCAAGCCUUUCACGAAGCCGAAGGGGAACCGGAACAGGGUGAACCCAGGCGCCAAGGUUCACGUGGCCGCAGCCAUCGUGAACAACAAGGUCCGCGUCUGGCACUACCUGCCCACCCUGUGGUGCGCCGACGCAGCCUGCGAUUUCUACGCGGGCGUCCUCGCUCCCGCGCUUCGCCGUUGCCGGAAGGGGCGCCGCGCCUUCCGCAUCCUGGAGGAUAACGACCCCACGGGGUACAAGAGCAAGAAGGCCGUUGACUGCAAGCGGCGGGGCCUCAAGAUCCCCCCCAUCAAGUUACCCAAGUAUUCCCCGGACUUGAACCCCCUCGACUACUUCCUCUGGGCGGAGGUCAACCGGCGAAUGGCAGAGCAGAGCGCGCCGGCCAACGAGUCUCAGAGCGCUUACAAGGCGCGCCUCAGGCGCGUCGCCAUGGGCAUCCCGAAGAGCGUCAUCAGGGCAGCCGUGGCUAAGAUGAAGACGAAGGCGGCGGAGGUCGUCGUGGCCGAGGGAGGCAGGAUCCCGAGCGAUUGA
This is a messenger RNA of Prorocentrum cordatum, 1125 nucleotides long. NCBI's taxonomy places the organism in Eukaryota, Dinophyceae, Prorocentrales, Prorocentraceae. The record is from the annotation of a GenBank genome assembly.